GGCUGUGUUAAAGACGCAAGUAGCAUCAUGUUUACUCUUCCACUCCUUCUCUGUAUGCUCGCUGUAGCAAGUGUUUUUAGUUCAAAUAGUAGUGACUACGCAGAAGACCCAAAACACUACGACGAGCAGAAUUAUUCUGACAUGCAAUCUGUGAACGAGACAAUUUUCAUUCUGCAAAGAAACUACAAGAAUAACACUCCGUUUCGCUGCAUCUCUGGCACGAAAUACAGAGUAGUCGGAGAAAGCAUAACUGAAUACACGCUAAAAGCAAGAUGGCCAAAUGGGACAUACAUCAGCUACAAAGUCAACAUGACCGCUACUACAACCGGUAACCACACGUGUCCAAAUGCGGUAUUCUACCAGGAAGACCCAACUGAGGAUGCAAUGAAUCACAAGAUUGUCACCAUGGAUACCAACCACACAUGCUUUGUCGUGGUUCGAGAUAAUAAUGCUACACAACACGAGUGCUACCUUGCAGUGACGGCGAGCGCAGCAGACCGAAACGUUUCCAGUCGAUGCCAAACCGUAUACACCACUUACUGCCCUGGACCAAGUGUAAUCCUUUACAACAGUACUUGCCAGCAGGAGACCUCGUAGAUCAGCCAGCCACCAGAAAUGUGUCUAAACGUAGAAUAUACAUGUAGUAAUAAAAGUGAUUG
This is a messenger RNA of Dermacentor andersoni, 659 nucleotides long. RefSeq lists its product as uncharacterized. Gene Ontology annotation, molecular function: amine binding. Lineage: Eukaryota; Metazoa; Arthropoda; Arachnida; Ixodida; Ixodidae. Gene Ontology annotation, biological process: symbiont-mediated perturbation of host defenses. The record is from RefSeq and is a predicted model, not a curated record.